AAAUGUUGUUAAAAAAUUAUGACCACAGAACUUUGUCCCACAUCGAUUAUAAAAUAUCCAGUAGUAAGUACAUAAGGCCUUUCAUUAGUUUCUCAUCUUUAUUUUAGCUGAGUCUUCUUCUUCAUCCUCUCUAUAUAACAAUGGGUAUAUCACCUUCCAAACGAGUCAAGACUCAGCUUUCCAACUCGCCCGAGUUCAACUCAGCAUGCGACUCGGCCUACUCACACUGCGUCUCACUCACCCAGCAAGCUUUCCCAGGUGUCUUUCUCUACCAACUCAACACCGCAGCUGAAAAACUCCAUCAAAUCCUCACCGUCGAUCAACCCCACCAGAUCAUCCUUAAGUGGGUUUCUUCUCCUCCAACUCGUUCUCAGGUUGACUCAGCCCUCCGAGUCGUGAGUCGUCUCCCCAACAAGGAUUUGGGCUACGAUGAGCACACACUUGGGCCGAACCGGUUCAAGGAAUGGGCCGUGGAGCUUUAUGGGAGUGCGAUUGUGGGUAAUGCGAAUAAAGCCGUGCUCCGCCGUGUUCCGAUUGGAGUUGCCGGAAUCGUUGGCGUUGGGGUUGUAACUCGGUCAGGGAAAGACUUGGUUGGGACGGCGGUUGGAGUAUACGCGCUGGGCAUUGCCACUUCUAUUUAUUUGGGUUUAUGUAAUAAAUAGAUGAGAGAGUUUUUUUUGUUCUUUAUUUAAAGUCAAUUAUGUAUGUAAAAAACCUUUGAAUGGUUUGUUAAUAAAAUAAAAUGAAUCUCUUAGCUA
Messenger RNA from Cannabis sativa, 758 nucleotides. RefSeq lists its product as uncharacterized. Lineage: Eukaryota; Viridiplantae; Streptophyta; Magnoliopsida; Rosales; Cannabaceae. The record is from RefSeq and is a predicted model, not a curated record. The transcript has a single exon. Bases 141 to 662 code for a protein of 173 amino acids.